UUGCAUUAUAGCUUCCUAAAGCUUUUUGCCUUACCUUUUCCAGGUUUGAAGUGUGUUUGUCUUUUGUGUGACUCUUCAAACUUUACCUGCCAAACAGAAGGAGCAUGUUGGGCUUCCGUUAUGUUAACCAACGGAAAGGAACAGGUGAUCAAGUCCUGUGUCUCUCUCCCAGAAUUAAACGCGCAAGUCUUCUGUCAUAGUUCCAACAAUGUUACCAAAACGGAAUGCUGCUUCACAGAUUUUUGCAACAACAUAACUCUGCACCUUCCGACAGCAUCACCAAAUGCCCCAAAACUCGGACCUGUGGAGCUGACCAUUAUUAUUACUGUGCCAGUUUGCCUCCUGUCCAUAGCUUCACUGCUGACAGUAUGGGCAUGCCAAGGUCGACUGUGCACCUACAGAAAGAAAAAGAGACCAAACGUGGAGGAGCCCCUUUCUGAGUGCAAUCUGGUCAAUGCUGGGAAAACUCUAAAAGAUCUGAUUUACGAUGUGACUGCCUCUGGCUCUGGCUCUGGUCUGCCUCUAUUGGUUCAAAGAACAAUUGCAAGGACGAUUGUACUUCAGGAAAUAGUAGGAAAAGGUAGAUUUGGUGAGGUCUGGCACGGAAGAUGGUGCGGGGAAGAUGUGGCUGUGAAAAUAUUCUCCUCUAGAGAUGAAAGAUCUUGGUUUCGAGAGGCAGAAAUUUAUCAGACCGUUAUGCUGAGACAUGAAAACAUCCUUGGUUUCAUUGCUGCUGACAACAAAGAUAAUGGAACUUGGACUCAACUUUGGCUUGUCUCUGAAUAUCAUGAACAGGGCUCCUUAUAUGACUAUUUGAAUAGAAACAUAGUGACAGUGGCUGGAAUGAUCAAACUGGCACUUUCAAUAGCUAGUGGUCUGGCCCACCUUCAUAUGGAGAUUGUUGGUACACAAGGUAAACCUGCUAUUGCUCAUCGAGAUAUAAAAUCAAAGAAUAUCUUAGUGAAAAAAUGUGAAACUUGUGCCAUAGCAGACUUAGGGUUGGCUGUGAAGCAUGAUUCAAUACUGAACACUAUUGACAUACCUCAGAAUCCUAAAGUAGGAACCAAAAGGUACAUGGCUCCUGAAAUGCUUGAUGAUACAAUAAAUGUGAAUAUCUUCGAGUCCUUCAAACGAGCUGACAUCUAUUCUGUUGGUCUGGUUUACUGGGAAAUAGCCCGGAGGUGUUCAGUUGGAGGAAUUGUUGAGGAGUACCAGUUGCCUUAUUAUGACAUGGUGCCUUCAGAUCCCUCAAUAGAGGAAAUGAGGAAGGUUGUCUGCGACCAGAAGUUCCGACCAAGUAUUCCGAACCAGUGGCAAAGCUGUGAAGCACUCCGAGUCAUGGGGAGAAUAAUGCGCGAGUGUUGGUAUGCCAAUGGGGCAGCCCGCCUAACCGCCCUCCGGAUUAAGAAGACUAUUUCUCAACUUUGUGUCAAAGAAGACAGCAAAGCCUGAUGAUGAGAAUUGUGUUAAAAAGAAACCUCGCACAUCUUUCUUUCUCAUUUUUCCUUUUUAUGUGAAUUUUUUGGCCUUUGUUUUGUCAUCGUUGCUGUUGUUCUACCUCAAAGAUAAUGCAGUGCAGUAUUUAAGUGCCCAAAGGCACCAUGAAAAAAUAACUAAAGUCAAGUAUGGGCUGGAGUUGACUUCAUCCACUCCCCAUGUUGUCUUUAAUUUUAUUUUGAAAAGCAACACAUCAACUCAUCUUUUUAUUUAAGAAACAUAUUACAAAAGUGUAAAAUAAGCUAUAUGAAAUAAUGAAAGUUAUUAAGGUUUUAUUUUACUUGAAUCAGGAGCACAUGAAUGAAUAGAAAAGAAAAUAUAAAAGCCCAUUGUUUUUUCCUGAGAUGAAAACACUUUUGUUAAAAAUGUGGCCUGGAGGAUGUUAUAUCUAAACAAAACUUUAGAUCAUAGAAUCUGUGGUUUUCUCUUUAAACAGGAUCUUUUAAAAAUUAAAUAUUGCUCUGAACUUUAGUAUACAAAACAUGUAAAAGUAGUGCUGCUCAGGUGGAAGAUGGAAGGGAGAUCAGAUCACUUCCUUGGUUUCUCCUUCCCUGUUCUCCUCUUCAUAAUCCACCACCACAGCAGCCCCUGAGGCAAACAGUUGGGAAGUCACAAGGUUGUUACUUUCUCUUAUUUUCAAAUGAGACACCUGACACCUUGAGACAUUGACAGAUGUCCCAAAGUCACAUAGCUAGUGAUAGAGCUGGCACUAGGUCCAAAUCUUAUGAUAAUCCACAUGAUAGUUAGCUAGCUUCCUACUUUCCCUUUAAUUCCUAUAGCAGUUUUUCUCCCUAUGGAGAAACAACAUCUUUCAUGACGGAAUUUGUGGUUUAGUCAAACGGAAGACAAAUUAAGUUAUUUUGCAGAAUCAUAAUGGAUCUGUAUGAACUCUCAGGACAAUAUCCACUGACAUUUUCCUCAUAGAAAUUCCAUAGUCACCCUAUUUGUUAGAUGAGUUUUAAUGUUCUCUGAAUACUUCCAGACAUUAAUCAGUCAUAAGGUCAUAAAUUGUCAGAGAUGUCUUUAAGAUGUAUUGCAGAGGUCCCUACUACUUUUGUACAUAUACAUUUAGAAAGAGAAGAACAGAAAAGGAAGAGGCUACUAGGGGAUAUUUUGAGGAAAAAUUAAGAAAACUCUUAAAUGAAAUAUGAUAACCAAACCCAAGCAAGGGUUAUCAGUAAAGAGAUAUUCCCUUACCCUUUCAAAAUGAGCAAUGGGUACAGAAGGCUCAUGAUAAUUUUGCUUUUAUUCUAUUUCCUGUGGAGACAAAAGUGAUGCAUUCUGAAUAAUACAUGGAACAUUAAAUAUUUCCUUCAAAUCUAUAAUUCUGCUUUGGUGAAGGAAGAUUUAACAUGGUAUCGUUUAUUGUUCUAAAACAUUGUUUCCUAAACUCUGUUCCUUAGAAUGCUCUUCUGAGAUGAUCAAAGACCAAAAGUGUUCUUUGAUAGAUUUUUAGAAAGUGAUACCGCAUAUUAGUAUAUUAUGUGCUUUGAGGAGUCUAGCAGUAAAAAAAUGUUACUUGAAUUUCUUUAACUGGAUUUUCCAAAUUAUUUGACCAAUGGAACUCUUUUAUAAAAAACAGGAAACCUUUUACUAGCCCACAUUUUAGUUUCUACAAAGCAUGACUUGGGUAACAAUGUUCUAAAGGAUAUACCUGUGUAUUAUCACAUAGAGUACAAUCUAGUGAUUACACUUCAUUCCACUAUGGAAAUGUGUUACUAAACCCAUCUUCAUUUGACUAGGAUGAGAUAUCAAAGGCAAAAAUCUGACAGCUGUGGUUUACAUAUACCUUCAUUCUCAUUCAUGCAAUUAUCCAUUCAUUACAAAAUGUGGGGCACUGCAUAUCUUCCUUGCCACAAUUUUGGGUUCAACAGGGAAAUUAAAAGGUGGAUAGGUUCUGCCCUCAGGGAUUUUAAAGUCUAAUUUGGGAAUGGGAACAGGGAUGUGGGUGUGUAGGGGAAGUAAAUUGACAAAUGUGAGGAUGUCUUGAAUUCUAUAUGACCGUGGGUUUCAAAAAUUGCUCUUAAUUUGCAGCACAUGUAGGAAGUAUCUUUAUUGGUUAUUCGAGACAAUCUAAAUUAUGUAAUCAAUUUUUUAAAGUGCAUAUGGGAAGGAAUUCUAAAAAGAGCUUCUGUGAAGGAGUAAUCUUGCUUGUGCUUGUUACCUUGGUUUCUCAUAGAUUGUUUCUGCAUAUAUGAGAAUGAAAUUAUUUAUUUACUAUGAUUGUACUAUAGUUUCAUAAAAACAAGAGUAAUAUUUCCUCUUUUAUUCACAUAUGAUGGGGGAAUAUACUUAUUUAAUUUUUGAGAGAAGGUGUUUUAUAAUCUCCCAUUUUCCUUGACAUUAUGUUUUAUAAUCUAUUUGAAGGUGUCCAAAUAUAAUUCCAUAUUUUUUAUUGAGUCAACUUCCACUGUAGAGAAAUCUUUACAUUUUGAGAUAUUUUUCUUGUUUUUGUGUUUGUUAACUAUAACUCCUAAAUGAAUAGUCUUAUAUUUCAAUUUCCAAAUGCAUUUUUAAAGAAAGAGGGUAGGUUAACAUAAAUUAUAAGAAAAAGUUAAAAGUUUUAAUUUUUCCUUAACUUUCAGAAUGAUUAUAAAUAGAAAAUGCUCAUUUACAGGAAUAUGAUCCAGUUUAGAGCAUUAGGCAAAUUUACUGUAUAUAACCUAUGCUGUUAAACUUUACAUUAUUUCUUUUUAAUGGAGUCAUUGUGUAAUAUUUAUUUCUUUUGAAUUGCGUUACAAGCAAAAAAUAUUCUUAGGCUCAAAGUGUCAGUGUUCUUUGCUCCUUUCAAAUAUUUUGGCUUUGGGUAUAACGUGAAGCUUGGGAAAAUGCUAUUUAUGAAAUUUCAGUACUGUAUAAAGUGGUGAUGGGACUUAUAUGCAGCAUCACUUCCUUAAACUAAGGGAAACAUCAUUUGUUGUCAAUAUUUCAGCAUGAACUUGUUGCCUUAUAAGCUAAGCAUUUAAGUGUGUAAUUGGUACAGAUUCUGUUGUGUGCUUUCUUCUGUCUAAAAUAUUUGGCAUGUCACAUCUAGAAUUCUUAAUUUAUGUUCUGACUUGAAAGUUAAGUGAAACAUGACUGUGUCGUGCACUAUUUUAGGUAUAGCACUUGCUUCUCAUCUUUAUACUUUCAAUUAACUUUGCAUUUUAAAUUUCCAUGAUUAUAUGAAAAUAGUAACCUGAUUGCAGUGUCUGAAGACUUCAAAAUCAGCUUUUAUUUUAAAAUGAAAAUCUACAAUAGAUUCACUAGGUUAGACGCUCCAUAAAAAUUUAUUAUUUGUAAUAUUUCUACCUUAGUAGAAUUAUUAAAUAAAACAAAAGAAAACUACUUCUACUAUGCUGGAUUUUUGCCACCAUGUGACUUAUUGGGGCAGAGAAAACUCAGGGCUAUCUUAGAAUUUAUGCAGAAGUACCAGGGAAACUACUUAGCAAAUCAUCUGAAGACAGGGAGCUCACAUUUGCCAUUAUAUAAAGUUCAACUUAAAAUUACUUAGCAGGGAAUAGUUUCUGAUUAAUUAUUUAAAAUAAAUACGGAAAUGUAAUUCAUUUACAAAAAUUUAUUUAAAGUCUGGACAUUUUAUUUCCCACCAGGAAAUUAAGAAAGUAAAAAUAGCAAAUGAGUGAAGGUGAUGGUAGUUGAUGCCUUCAAUAAUUGUUCCUUUAAAUAAAUUUACAAGUACAACAUUAUAAGUUAUUUGGAAAUGUUUAAGAAUUAGUAUCUUAAAAUGGUGUCAUUGUGGUUUCUGAAGAGAUUCUAGAUAUUUUUUCUUUUGUGAAACAUAUUCUUCUGUGUUUGAUAAUGUUUUGUAUUAGCUCCCUCCCCAAGCUAAUACCUACAUGGACUUGAUGCAUUAUUUAGUGAAGACAGUAAUCCCUUUGCUCCUGAGGGCUUCUUCUAAACAGAAAAAAUGUCAGUUGGAAUACAAAAAUUUCAUUAAAAUGUUAAUAUUAAAUAGAAUUUCUAUAGUAUAGACAAUUUUUCAAAGUGUUUUAAUACAAAUUUUCAUAUAUUUGGCUUUCUUUUCUCCCUCUAGCUUUUCUUUUAUGCUUCAUUAUUUUUCUCAUCUCCUUUUAAAAUAUUCCCUCACUGUCUCCCAAAAUUAUCUUUAGUCUCUAAUUAAAAAAAACCAAAAACUAGCUACUAUUUACCUUAAUCAUUUUACUAUUUAGCCUUCUAAUAAAGGGAGAAUCCCUUGGUGGUCUAAAUUAGUUUAGUGGUGUCACAGACAAAAACCAAACCCAGUAUUUGGGAACUGUAAAGGAUGUAAGAGAUUUUAUAAUUCAAUUCCCAUAUUUUGUUAGAUGAAGAAACUGAAGAUCAGAGAUUAAAUGACCGCUAGUUAUUAGCAGAACUAAUGUGAGAAACCAGUGGUGACAUCUACCACACUGCCCUGCCACAUCCAACAUUUACUAAUUAAAAAAUAAUUAGCAUCCAUGUACACCUACGUUGAAUGUAAACUAACAUGCCAUUUAAUGGUGAUGAUCAAAUCCCCCUUCUCUUUUUAUUUCUGCUAAAAUAUUCUGCACACUCAUGGUGAGAUCAGUGAGUAAAACUAAAAUAAUCUAAGGAAGAGUUGUAAAAUAGUUGUCCAGCUAGGUAGGUGACCACUGGAGUGCUGAAUAAAAUUUAGAAAUUGUGAGAAUAUAGAAUUUCUUAGUGCAAGUAGUGAUAAGAGAUGCUUCAUGACUUCUUUCUAUAAGGAUUGUUCUUUAUAUGCACUGGAGUGGGAGUGAAAGAUGAUUUGGUAGUUGAACGUGGGACCAUGUGUAAGUAGCACAUUAUCUUACUUCUUUCUUAGUUUCUCAUUAGUUCAUCCUCGGCAUUCACAUUCUUUCAGUGCAUUAAAAAAUAUCUUUGCUAGAUUUCAUCAAUUCCAAUCACUGUUCUUUUAGUAUUCUAGCUCCUGUUCAGAUUACUACACACUGAACCUCUUAACAAGAUUUUAAUCUCCCGUAUCCACAUAUGAGAGCUUUCAUCUCAUGCCUUCUGGUACUUUUUCAUUAGCAUUAUGAAGAGUGUAUUUGUUAACGGCAGAGAAGACUUUCUUUUAAAUUUUAAAAAGACUAAGCAGUCUAGGUAUAUUCUAGCUUUUAGCUAACAUACAAGGGAUGUCUACUUUUGCCUUAAUGAUAAAUUCCACCUAAGACGUAGAUUGGACAGAGAAUGUGAAAUAUAUGUCCCAUAAUGUGAUUGCUAAAUUUCUUUCUGCUAUAUUUCAUACUAUUGCUUUGUUUUGCUUUGACUGUCUUAAAAUUAAGCCAUUAUGCUAUAUGGUUUGGAAUAUAUUAUAUUGAUGUUAGGUAAUAAUCCCCAUUUAAAAAGUCCCUCUAUUAAUAUAACUUCCAGGAUACUUCUUUUUUUUUUUUUUUGCGGUACGCGGGCCUCUCACUGCUGUGGCCUCUCCCGUUGUGGAGCACAGGCUCUGGACGCGCAGGCUCAGCGGCCAUGGCUCACGGGCCCAGCUGCUCCGCGGCAUGUGGGAUCUUCCCGGACCGGGGCACGAACCCGUGUCCGCUGCAUCGGCAGGUGGACUCUCAACCACUGCGCCACCAGGGAAGCCCUAGGAUACUUCUUAAUUAAGUUGUAGAUUAAUACAACAUUUGGGAGAAUAUGAGCUCUAUCUAAUCCUAGAUUUUAAUAUUUUCAGAUAUGACUAAUUUUUUUUUAUCAUUGGUCAAUGUUAUCCUACAAGAAGUUUUUCUCUCCAUAACUAACAGUUUUAACUGCUAGAUUUUUACUCUGGGCUACAUGAACAUGAAUACUAGCAUAGCCACUAACAAUCCAACUGUAUUAGGGAAAUUAACCUUAUGCUGAGUGUCACCAGAUCCAGCUGGGCGUGUGCUUUGCUAGAAUCCUCUCAGGUGAGGGGUAGGUAGGGGCUGAACUCCAACCUGCAAUUGCAGAAAUAUUUUUAUAGUUUGCAGAAAAGCACCGUAUUAGCUUAUAUAGCUUUAGAAACGGGCCUGCUUACACAUCUUCAGAAAAUGAGAACUAAAACUUCAAAAUGGUUCCUGAUAAUCUGCAAGUUGAGAACUUGGAAAAAAAAAUACUUUAGAUUUUCAUCCUACAUUCCCAAGAGAGCAAAAGAGAUUGCAUGUUUAUCUUGUUGAUUUAAUUUUUCAACCCAGACAAUAGGUAGCAAGACACAUGGACCCUAAUUUUUAUAUCUCCAUAGAGUUUUUAAUUCCACACCCAAACCUAUUUGCUGACUUUGCCUUUAAAAAGGCAAUUAUGUGCCUAAAUUCUAACUAAUGCAGGAUUAGAGUGAUAUUUACCAAUAUCUCCAUUUCCUCCAGUAGGCUAAAUACAAGUAGUUAAAUAUUUUUGAAAAUCCAACUCUUUUUUCUCUUUAUAUAAAGGAAGGUUAUUUUAGCCAACAUACUAAAUUCUAGUUCAUUUCCACAAUGACUAGUGUUCAGCUUUUGUACUCUUCUGAUCCUAGACUGGAGAAGAUUAUUCAAACUUAAUCUGUGUUUCAGAUUUUAAAAUAUCCUAAAAACAGAAAAUUAGAUUCAGAUCUCGAAAAAAGUAAUUUUGGAUUGACUUUCAAAGUACUAAUACUAAUUAUACUUUUCUUUUGGUAGUGUGACUUUUCUUAUACCUAAGAACAUAUUACAAAUGUCAAAACCAUUGCAUUUUGACAUUGCAAAGCAUGCCUUGAACUCUUGAACUACUGUGAAAAGAAUCACUGUUGUAAAGACAUUGUAAGCUAGCUGAAAUUCUUAAGAAUGUAAAAAGAUAUUACCUUUCAACAGACAGGCACAAAUGAAUGUAUAUAAGAAAUAUGAAGAAAUAAAUUAGGUUUUAAAAUGAGAAAUAGGCAAUAAAUUGUAUAAAAUAUAUGUAGAUGGAAAUUUUAGUAGUUGCAAUUUAAUCAUUGAUGCUGAAGAGAAUUCCAAAUUCCAAAGAGAAAUGAAUGACAUUCAGAGGUUUCAUUAAUUUCUAGCCGGUGGAAAUAUGCAUUUUAUAGUAAUAUAUGUAUACUUAUUUUGUUUAAAAAUAACAGUAUUUUAGAAUUUAGUAUGAACUCAGUGAUAGCCUUCAUACCAAAUGUUUAACUUUACCAAAAGCAAGUCAUAAAAGUAUUUAUUUUAAAGCUUUUAAAAAUAUUAUUGCAUAACUUUCAGUUGCCUCCAGAUGUAAAUAGGUAUCUGCCUGAAUGUUAUAUUUUUAUGUAUGCAUUUUCCAAAAAAGUAUUGUUUUGUAAAGUGGCAAAAAUAAUAAAUUAAGCACUCCUUGAACUUGUUUCUGUGAAGCAUAUAGAGCUCUAUUUUAAAUAAAAAGAAAA
Orcinus orca (killer whale) is the source of this 8785-nucleotide messenger RNA. It is a transcript of the gene ACVR1C, whose product is annotated as activin A receptor type 1C. Gene Ontology annotation, biological process: activin receptor signaling pathway; cellular response to growth factor stimulus; protein phosphorylation. Bases 121 to 1452 code for a protein of 443 amino acids. The record is from RefSeq and is a predicted model, not a curated record. NCBI's taxonomy places the organism in Eukaryota, Metazoa, Chordata, Mammalia, Artiodactyla, Delphinidae. Gene Ontology annotation, cellular component: activin receptor complex; plasma membrane. Gene Ontology annotation, molecular function: ATP binding; activin receptor activity, type I. The transcript has 8 exons.